Maudiozyma barnettii is the source of this 1173-nucleotide messenger RNA. RefSeq names its product Any1p (gene ANY1). Gene Ontology annotation, biological process: phospholipid translocation; retrograde transport, endosome to Golgi. The record is from RefSeq and is a predicted model, not a curated record. Bases 1 to 1173 code for a protein of 390 amino acids. Gene Ontology annotation, cellular component: endosome; trans-Golgi network. The transcript has a single exon. Lineage: Eukaryota; Fungi; Ascomycota; Saccharomycetes; Saccharomycetales; Saccharomycetaceae.
AUGGAUGCUCCAGUGCAGGAUACGGUCGUUGAAGCGAUCAAGACUGAGGAACCCACCAUGUCUGAUACUUUGUCGUCAUACUUACCUAGAGUGGAUCAAUUCUAUAUCCCUGAAUGGUUGACGAUGCAAUUUAUUGCGAACAAUUUAAUAUCGUUUACGCCAUUAUUCUCGUAUGGUUCUACUGUGAUCAGUAUUGAACGAUGCAAGACAGCUCUUGGAUUUUCGAUAGAUAUAUGUGCUACCAUGAUGAUUGCGAGUAUUCUUAGAAUAUCAUACUAUUUGAUUACGCCGUACGAAAUCACAUUGUUGCGUCAAUCGAUAGUGAUGGUGUUAAUUCAAUUAGUAUUAUUACGUACUAGUUUGAAAUACAGACCUGAAGAAUAUAAAUACCAUAAUUUGAAAGACGUUGAAUCAAUGAGUACGCUAUUACACGAGAUAUGGUUAGAAUUUUUCGAUUCUGGUAAUAUGUUGCAAUAUAAUAAUAAACCACAACAAUUAAUUAAUAAUUUAAAGACAUUAUCAUUUAAAAAAUUAUCCUUAUUUGGUUACAAAGUUGUCUUAGCAUGCGUCUAUAAGUUUUUAAAAUUUUUUGAUCCUGGGUAUAAACGUGUCUUUGCAUUUUGGCAAUGGGCAGAUAAAAGUACAUAUUGGAAAUUUCUUGCAAUUUUUGCUACUUUACAAAUCUUAUUAACCGUAUUAAUUUCAAAAGUAUUAGAUUGGGAAGAAUUUGCACAAUUGUUAGGAUCUAUUAUUGGUUCGUUAGGGUUAUUAGUGGAGUCCUUAUUACCAUUACCACAAAUUGCAAUCUUAUAUACAUUAAAAUCUAUUCAAGGGUUUAAAUUAAUUUUGCUAGUUAGUUGGCUGUGUGGUGAUACGUUAAAGAUUACAUAUUUAGUGUUUGGUGCCAAGAAUAUUUCGAUUCUAUUUUUCUUAUUUGCAUUCUUUCAAAUGUCAUUAGAUUUCUACAUUGCGGGCCAAUACAUUUACUACAAAUAUUAUUAUCCAAAACUUCGUAACGAAGCUGGGUUCCAAGAUGAAGAGAUCGAACUGACAGAUUUCGUCAAGGAUCAAAUCCUCGAGCCUGUCAAUGAAAUGGAUGAAGAUGACUAUUCGGGAGACAAUCUGGAUAUCCAGCCAGGUCAUUCGCAUGCUCGUCAGCCUCAAACCUUCUAA